UUGUAAAUGAAAACUCCUCUACUCUUUCCUUUCUCAAUUCUUCCAACGAGUUGGCUGAAUCCAUCAAUCAAUCAAUCCUCACUUCUAAUUUUCCACUACAGACCUCAAUUGACAUUUCGCCAUUUCAACAACCCAUGGCAGCGGAGGAGCAAGUCCUUCCCCUAGCCCCAGCCGCCGGCCGCCAAACCAGCGAUCAUGGAUCCCCCCUUCCUGUCGCCGCUACCCGGCCCAGCCGCGCAAGACGCAUCAGAUGCUGCGCCUGCGCUGCCGCCCUCACCCUCUUGACCGCCGCUGUCGCUGUCGUCGUCCUCGCCCUCACUGUCUUCCGCAUCAAAGGCCCCGAGAUCAAGCUGAACGGCAUCGCGGUGUCCCGGCUGGAGCUCGUCGCCGGCACCGCCGUCCCCCGCCCCGGCACCACCGUGUCGCUGACCGCAGACGUCUCGGUGAAGAACCCGAACGCGGCGUCCUUCAAGUACGGGAACACCACGACGGCCCUGUACUACUGGGGCGCGGAGGUGGGAGAGGCCCGAGGGCCGCCUGGUCGCGCGGGGGCGAGACGGACCGUCCGGAUGAAUCUGACGGUGGAGUUCAUGACGGACCGGCUGAUGGUGCAGGCGGCGAACCUGAGCAGAGAGAUGAGGGAGGGGGUGCUGACGAUGAGCAGCUACACCAGAGUGGGAGGAAGAGUGAGGAUGCUGAAGAUCAUCAGAAAACAUGUUACCGUGAAGAUGAAUUGCACCGUGAGUCUUAAUAUCACCACUCGGGCGAUUCAACAGCAGCGAUGCAAGCGCCAUGUUGACUUCUAGAUUUUACGCAGUUCUAUCGCUUAUAAAAUAUAUAUAUAUAUAUAUAUAUAUAUAUAUAUAUUAUAUAAGUAGUUUUCUCCUUAUAUACAGAGUGAAUUUGUAUGGAUACAGUUUUUCAUGUAAAUACGCGAGGUGAAAUAAACAUUAAAGUAAAUUAUCUGUA
Molecule: messenger RNA, 969 nt
Organism: Malania oleifera
Lineage: Eukaryota; Viridiplantae; Streptophyta; Magnoliopsida; Santalales; Ximeniaceae
Exons: 1
Coding region: 135-806 (223 amino acids)
Source: RefSeq, a predicted model, not a curated record